Parnassius apollo (apollo) is the source of this 684-nucleotide messenger RNA. NCBI's taxonomy places the organism in Eukaryota, Metazoa, Arthropoda, Insecta, Lepidoptera, Papilionidae. The record is from the annotation of a GenBank genome assembly.
AUGGGGACUAGAGAUUUGGAUGAAGACCACAUCCUGGCCGCUGUUUUGGAGAGUGAUGAGAAGCCGCCCCGUAUUGACACCGACAGUGAAGUUGAUGACUACGAGAGCGAGGAUGACAUCCAGAGCAAUGAGGAAGAUGCCAAGCGUUUAGAUAUGUUUAAAAUGGUAUUUCCUAUUGGAGGACAUUCUUACCUAGAAUGUGACAAAAACAUGGCACUUAUAAACCAGAAGGCUCCAUAUGAAACACCAGAAGACUGGAGAAAAGUAGUAUCUGAGUCAAGGCUAAAACCUUCACCAUUUCGAGUUAUAGACGUUGAUCAGCCUUUAGUUAGAUCUUGGACCAAGUUUUUGUCACCAAAAUAUAAAAAGACAUGCCCAUUUCUUUCUACACCUAUCAGUGAGAUCAGAGUUGAUAUUUCACAUCCCCGUCUCAUUUUCUACAGAGAUUCAUAUAAUGGGCAGUGGACUUCAUCUGUUAUGCUGGAUGCAAAGAGAAAAAGGGCAAACUCAACUCCCUGUGCAGAUGCUUCUCAUUCAACAGAAUUUAUUUUGCCUGACCAAGCUUACAAGGACAUUCUACCAAUCAGUAAAGCAAAAUUCCUAGAUGUACAGUCAUUAUCAAAAUAUUGCAGACCUGUAGGAAAAAAAUAUUAUUCAGAACUUAAAUACUAUUCCACUACCUAA